AUGUAUUCGCAGGCUACGCGCAAUGUAGACCUCACUAAGACCGAGACAGAGCUGUCCACCAACAUCCGCAAGGCCACCUCCAUCGAAGAGACAGCGCCCAAGCGAAAACAUGUGCGCGCAUGUAUCGUCUACACGUGGGACCACAAAUCCAGCCAGUCCUUCUGGAAUGGCAUCAAAGUCCAGCCUAUCCAAGCCGACGAAGUGCAGACUUUCAAGGCGCUCUACACAGUCCACAAGGUCCUACAAGAAGGCCACCCGGUCGCGCUCAAGGAGGCACAACAGCAUGUCGGCUGGCUGGAAGGUCUCUCCAGAGGUAUGAUGGGCGGAAUUGGCGGCGAGGGCUUGCGCGGAUAUGCGCCUCUGAUCCAGGAGUACAUUUUCUAUCUUGUUUCAAAGCUGAAGUUUCACCGCGAGCAUCCGGAAUUCAAUGGAACCUUUGAAUAUGAGGAAUACAUCUCGUUGAAGAGCAUCAACGACCCGAACGAAGGAUAUGAGACCAUUAGCGAGCUCAUGACCCUCCAGGACCAGAUCGACAGCUUCCAGAAACUCAUCUUCUCACAUUUCCGUGGCGGAUCCAACAAUGAGUGCCGAAUUAGUGCGCUGGUGCCAUUGGUGCAGGAGAGCUAUGGUAUCUACAAGUUCAUCACGAGCAUGCUUCGUGCUAUGCACACGACCCUGGGAGACGACGAAGCUCUCAGCCCUCUGCGUGGUCGCUACGAUGCCCAGCACUACCGAUUGGUUCGCUUCUACUACGAAUGCUCAAAUCUGCGAUAUCUCACUUCACUCAUCACCAUUCCGAAGCUGCCACAAGAUCCGCCCAAUCUGCUGGCUGAAGACGAGAACGCUCCUGCCCUGCCUGCGCGACCGAAGAAUGAACCUGUCACCAAGCCGCGCGACACGCCCCCACCUCAAGCAGCGACUGAUCCGGAGCCGAUCAACGAGUUCUGGAAGAACGAGCAAGCACGGCAGCAAGAAGAGUAUGAAGCUGAGCAGCGUAGGUUGCAAGCUCAGUGGGAGGAAGCUCAACGACAACAGAUGUUGCAACAACAGCAAGCCCAGCGCGACUUCGAAGAGCAGCAGCGAUUGGCGGCUGAGCAGGCGAGGCUCCAGCAGGAACAGUUGCAGCAACAGCAGUAUGCGCAGCAGACACAAGGUCGCAUGGCAGAGCUGGAACAGGAGAAUCUGCGAGCACGUGCUCAGUACGAGCAGGAUCAAUUACUGCUGCGACAGUAUGAUACGAGGAUGAAGGCGCUGGAAAAUGAGCUCGCCUCGCUACAAAGCAACUUCCAGCAGCAGAGUCAGAGCAAGGAUGACCAGAUACGCUCGCUGCAGGAACAGGUCAACACUUGGAGGACGAAGUACGAGGCUUUGGCCAAGCUUUACAGCCAGCUUCGACACGAGCAUCUCGAACUGCUGCAGAAGUUCAAGGGCGUGCAGCUCAAGGCAGCAUCCGCUCAAGAAGCGAUCGACCAGCGCGAGAAGCUACAGCGAGAGCUCAAGACGAAGAAUUUGGAACUCGCAGAUAUGAUUCGCGAGCGAGACCGUGCGCUGCACGAGAAGGACCGAUCACAGGGUGGACACCGCGAAGAGUUGGAGAAGCUUAAGCGUGAGCUGCGCAUGGCUCUCGACCGAGCAGAAAACGCGGAUCGCGCGAAGGGCAGCGAGCUGUCGGCUAUGCUCUCACGACACAACCGUGAGAUUGCAGAUCUUGAAGAGGCGUUGCGCAACAAGACGCGUGCACUGGACGAGAUGCAAAUGAAGCUCGGCGAAGGCAGCUCAGACCUCGAGCGUCAAUUGCGCGAGAAGGAAGAAGAGCUGGAGAUCUACAAGUCCGGCAUGGAUCAGACACUGCUCGAGCUCAACGAACUCCGCCAGGGCAAUGGCGUCACAGACAAGGCCAUGGAUGAGCAGAUCGAUGUCAUGCUUCUUGAGAACAUCAAGAAGAUCAAUGAGCUGCUGGAUUCUGUCCUGCAAGCCGCAGUACAGCGCGUUGACGAUGCUUUGUACGAGCUGGACAGCUCAAUGAUUGCUGGUAACCAGAACGCAAGCGGACCUUUCGUGCUGUCACAAAUCGAAAAAGCACAAAGCAGCGCGAUGGAGUUCAGCACUGCCUACAACAACUUCAUUGCCGAUGGACCAAACGGCGCACACUCUGAAGUCAUCAAGGCAGCCAAUGUCUUCUCCAAUGCCAUCGCGGACGUCCUUUCCAACACGAAGGGUCUCACGCGCUUCGCCAGCGAUGAGAAGAAGGCCGACCAGCUCAUUUCAGCUGCGCGUCGCUCAGCCAGCGAGACCAUCAACUUCUUCCGCGGCAUCAUGUCGUAUCGUCUCGACGGUCUGGAGGACCUGCAAAAGACCGAUGUGGUCAUCAACAAGAACAACGAUGUGCAGAUUGCUCUCAACAACCUCAGCAAGCUCGCCGAUGCUUUCGCACCGAAGUCGAAGAUCACGGGUCAAGGCGGAGACAUUGGCGAGAUUGUCGACCGAGAGAUGAUGAAUGCUGCCAAGGCUAUCGAGGCUGCCACUGAGCGCCUCACCAAGCUGAUGAACAAGUCUCGCGAUGGAUACUCCACAUACGAACUGAAGAUUCACGACUCCAUACUUGAUGCGGCCAUCGCAGUCACGAAUGCCAUCGCUCAGCUCAUCAAGGCGGCAACAGCAUCGCAGCAGGAGAUCGUGAACCAAGGCAAAGGGUCGAGCAUGACGCGAAGUCAGUACUACAAGAAGAACAAUCGCUGGACGGAGGGCCUCAUUUCUGCCGCCAAGGCCGUCGCAUCGUCAACGAAUAUGCUCAUCGAGACAGCAGAUGGAGUGAUUAGCGGCAGAAACUCUCCCGAACAGCUCAUUGUUGCUGCAAAUGACGUGGCUGCCUCUACCGCACAGCUGGUGGCCGCGUCCCGUGUCAAGGCCAGCUUCAUGUCCAAGACUCAGGAGAGGCUAGAGGAAUGCAGCAAAGCUGUAACGAGUGCUUGCAGAAGCCUAGUCCGCCAAGUGCAGGCCAUCAUCGAGAGUAAGAAUAAGGGCGAGGACUUUGAAGACUACACGAAGUUGAGCGGCCACGAUUUCAAGGUGCGACAAAUGGAGCAACAGGUCGAGAUCCUUCAACUGGAGAACGCACUCUCUGCUGCUCGGCAUCGUUUGGGCGAAAUGAGAAAGCUCUCUUACCAGGAAGAAGAGGAUUAA
Pseudocercospora fijiensis CIRAD86 is the source of this 3183-nucleotide messenger RNA. RefSeq lists its product as uncharacterized. The record is from RefSeq and is a predicted model, not a curated record. Bases 1 to 3183 code for a protein of 1060 amino acids. The transcript is spliced from 2 exons. Gene Ontology annotation, molecular function: clathrin-cargo adaptor activity; phosphatidylinositol-3,4-bisphosphate binding; clathrin light chain binding. Gene Ontology annotation, cellular component: actin cortical patch; clathrin-coated vesicle. NCBI's taxonomy places the organism in Eukaryota, Fungi, Ascomycota, Dothideomycetes, Mycosphaerellales, Mycosphaerellaceae. Gene Ontology annotation, biological process: clathrin coat assembly; endocytosis; actin filament organization.